Messenger RNA from Ipomoea triloba (trilobed morning glory), 1029 nucleotides. Its product is annotated as peroxidase 5-like. Gene Ontology annotation, molecular function: heme binding; peroxidase activity. The coding region runs from base 1 to 1029 and encodes 342 amino acids. The transcript has 3 exons. Gene Ontology annotation, biological process: hydrogen peroxide catabolic process; response to oxidative stress. The record is from RefSeq and is a predicted model, not a curated record. Gene Ontology annotation, cellular component: plasmodesma; plant-type cell wall. NCBI's taxonomy places the organism in Eukaryota, Viridiplantae, Streptophyta, Magnoliopsida, Solanales, Convolvulaceae.
AUGGUGAGAGAAAAGAGAGUGGCACCUGAAAUGGAUUCCAAGAAGCUUCAAGCUAUGGCGCUGAUGAAGCUCUCAUGUUUACUCUUUUUCCUUUUUGCCUCGGCCAUGGCGGCCAACCAACCACCUCUCAAAGUAGGAUUCUAUCGCCGCAGUUGCCCCAAAGCCGAAGCCAUCGUCAAAAACGUUGUGUCCAAAGCUGUCUCUUCCAAUCCCGGCAUCGGUGCCGGCCUUAUCAGGAUCCACUUCCAUGAUUGUUUCGUCCAGGGUUGUGAUGCAUCAGUGCUAUUGGACGGAUCCGAUUCAGAAAAGGAAGCAUUGCCUAACAAGAACAGCUUACGAGGUUUGGAAGUGAUUGAUGCGGCAAAGUCUAAGCUAGAAGCCGCAUGCCCGGGGACCGUGUCGUGCGCCGACGUGGUCGCCUUUGCGGCUCGCGACAGCUCCCAAAAACUGGGGAACAUUUACUACGACGUUCCCGCCGGCCGCCGCGACGGGCGCGUCUCGAGCAAGGACGAGGCGGCCGCCAAUCUCCCCUCGCCGUUCGCGGCGGUCCAGGAGCUGUUCGUCAAGUUCGCCAACAAAGGAAUGUCGCUGGACGAGAUGGUGACGCUCUCCGGCGCCCACUCCAUCGGAAUCGCGCACUGCGCCGUUUUCGCCAACCGGAUUUAUCCCCAGAACAGCGGCGAACGCCUGCCGUUGGAUGGGAAACUCGCGGCGGUCUUGAAAUCGAUCUGUCCGCCGGAAGCGCUCACCGCCGGGACCGGAGUGGCCAACCAGACCAACCUCGACGUCUUGACGCCAAAUCGGCUUGACAACAGGUACUAUGCGGCACUGAAGGGGAAGAAGGGGGUGCUGAUAUCGGACCAGACGCUGACGGAGGACCCUAGGACGGCUAAAAUGGUGGAUUUCAAUGCUAGGAACGGCGGCGCGUGGGCUAAGAAGUAUGCGGCGGCGAUGGUGCACAUGGGUAACCUGGAUGUGCUCACAGGGGAAAGGGGAGAGAUCAGGAAGAACUGCCAUUUCGUGAACUGA